This is a messenger RNA of Dromiciops gliroides (monito del monte), 2033 nucleotides long. Its product is annotated as sterol 26-hydroxylase, mitochondrial. Gene Ontology annotation, cellular component: mitochondrial inner membrane. Bases 18 to 1754 code for a protein of 578 amino acids. Gene Ontology annotation, biological process: cholesterol metabolic process; C21-steroid hormone biosynthetic process; cortisol metabolic process. The record is from RefSeq and is a predicted model, not a curated record. Lineage: Eukaryota; Metazoa; Chordata; Mammalia; Microbiotheria; Microbiotheriidae. Gene Ontology annotation, molecular function: heme binding; monooxygenase activity; iron ion binding. The transcript is spliced from 9 exons.
AACUGGGAACAAAAACAAUGUGUCGUUUCCUCCCACCCCGCACCCCCUCCCGGGACUCCGCCCCUCGCCCCAGUGGGUCUGUUCCGGGAGUUCCGGGUACCAGGCGCUGGAAAUCAGUGUCUGACAUGCAGAACCUCGGGUCCCUGGCGAUGCGGGGUCGCUUGGCGCGCCUGCUGGCACCUCUACGAAGGGCCCCGGCGGGCUGUCCCCUCGGGGCGAGGGCCAAGGCUGUGGACCCAGCUGUUCUCUCCACGCCGCUGGCUCCGGAUCCCGGCACUGUGUCCUCCUCCUCCGAGGGGCCUGGCGACCGGCCCCUGCGCAGUCCGCAGGAGCUUCCAGGGCCGGGCCAGCUACGCAGUUUUUUCCAACUCUUUGGGCUAGGCUACGUCCUUCACUUGCACGAACUUCAGGUCAUUUUAAAGGCUAAGUAUGGGCCAAUGUGGAAGACAGUUUCAGGCCCUUAUACCAACGUGAAUCUGGCCAGUCCAUCAUUAAUGGAGCAGCUGAUGAGGCAAGAAGGGAAGCUCCCCAUGCGCAGUGACAUGGCUCUCUGGAAGGAGCAUCGUGAUAUUCGAGGACUGACCUAUGGACCCUUCACCAUGCAAGGGGAACAAUGGUACCAGCUUCGUCAGACUCUGAACCCACGGAUGCUGAAGCCAUCUGAUGCUGCUCUGUAUACAGAUUCCCUGAAUGAGGUGGUAGGGGACAUGCUGGUUCAGCUAGAAGACGUUAAGGCAAAGAGCCCGUCAGGGGACCAGGUGUCUGAUGUUGCUCACUUCUUCUACCUCUUUGCCUUGGAAGCUAUUUCAUACGUCCUGUUCGAGAAGCGGAUCGGAUGCCUGAGGCCCUCCAUCCCUCCAGAGACAGAGAUCUUCGUAAAGUCUGUGGAGCUCAUGUUCAAGAACUCUCUCUAUGCCACUUUCCUGCCAAAGUGGACCCGUCCCUUUCUUCCUUUUUGGGAUCGUUAUUUGGAAGGCUGGGACAACAUCUUCUCUUUUGGGAAGAAGCUGAUUGAAGAGAAGAUCAAGGAGUUGGAGGCUCAGCUAAAGGAUGGGAAUUCUGACAAGGUCCGGGUGUCUGGUUACCUGCAUUUUCUGCUAUCUUCUCGACAGCUUACUCCUGAUGAGGCCAUGGGCAGCUUGGCUGAAUUGCUCUUAGCUGGAGUGGACACGAGUGCCAACACAUUGACUUGGGCCCUUUACCACCUGGCUCAGGAUCCAGAGACCCAGGAAGCCCUCUACAAGGAGGUGGUGGGGGUGGUGCCUCAUGGGGAGAAGCCCCAAAGCAAGGACUUCGCUCACAUGCCCCUGCUCAAAGCAGUGCUGAAGGAGGCUCUUCGCCUCUAUCCUGUUGUCCCCAUAAACUCGAGAGUCAACAUAGACAAGGAAGUCGUAGUGGGAGACUAUCUCUUUCCCAAGAAUACCCAGUUUGUAUUGUGUCACUUUGUAAUGUCCCGGGACCCAGACAACUUCGAAUCUCCCUCGGAGUUUCUGCCAAAGCGGUGGCUUCGAAGAAAACAGAAUGAGCCUGUGGGAGGCAGCCACGCCUUUAGCUCCAUACCCUUUGGCUUUGGGGUCCGAGCCUGCCUGGGCCGUCGACUCGCUGAGCUUGAGAUGAAUGUGGUGCUGUCAAGACUGAUCCAGCAAUAUGAGAUAUCUCUAGCUCCUGGAAUGCAGAAAGUUCAUCCUUUGUCAAGAAUUGUUUUGGUGCCUGACAAGCUGGUGAGCCUUCGCUUCCGGAAGAGGCACCCCUGAGUCAUGGAGAACCCGCUUGCUCUUAACUAGCCGAAUUCCUUUCUCUGCCAUGAGGCCAAGUCUAGACCUUAGUUUCUGCUGUGUAUUUAGUGUGCUUUGCCAAUCCUAAUUGAAAUGGGCUCUUUCUUACUCAAAAGACACAGGAUGAGCUCAGGGUACCUCCUGAAGAUCUGGAACACCAAACUCAGGUUCUACUACCUGUGCUGGUGCCUGCUUAUAUCUCUCUUCUUUGAUAUCUUUGGUCCAUGGAAACACAACUAAUAAAUUUACCUUCAGUGA